This is a messenger RNA of Coccidioides immitis RS, 1615 nucleotides long. RefSeq names its product tubulin beta chain. Gene Ontology annotation, biological process: mitotic cell cycle; microtubule cytoskeleton organization. The coding region runs from base 114 to 1457 and encodes 447 amino acids. The record is from RefSeq and is a predicted model, not a curated record. NCBI's taxonomy places the organism in Eukaryota, Fungi, Ascomycota, Eurotiomycetes, Onygenales, Onygenaceae. Gene Ontology annotation, molecular function: GTP binding; structural constituent of cytoskeleton; GTPase activity. Gene Ontology annotation, cellular component: microtubule; cytoplasm. The transcript has 9 exons.
UUUCUUCCUACCCAACGACAUUCUCGCAGUCUCCCAGUGUGCUUCUGCUUCAACCACCGCCUACACCCUCGCAUCUUUCAUCAGACCUCUCUCGGAUCUAAACUCAGUCCAAAAUGCGUGAAAUUGUUCAUCUCCAAACUGGCCAGUGUGGUAACCAAAUUGGUGCCGCUUUCUGGCAAAUCAUUUCUGGCGAACAUGGCCUCGAUAGCUCCGGCAUGUAUGCUGGGUCUUCUGACCUUCAGCUCGAGCGUAUGAACGUCUACUUCAACGAGGCCGCUGGCAGGAAAUACGUUCCUCGCGCCGUUCUCGUCGAUCUUGAACCCGGUACCAUGGAUGCCGUUCGCGCCGGCCCCUUUGGCCAGCUUUUCCGUCCCGAUAACUUUGUUUUCGGUCAAUCCGGUGCCGGAAACAACUGGGCAAAGGGCCACUACACUGAGGGUGCUGAACUGGUUGACCAGGUCAUUGAUGUUGUCCGUCGUGAGGCCGAAGGCUGCGACUGCCUCCAAGGUUUCCAGAUCACUCACUCCCUCGGUGGUGGUACUGGUGCCGGUAUGGGUACCUUGUUGAUCUCAAAGAUUCGAGAGGAGUUCCCAGACCGUAUGAUGGCCACUUUCUCCGUUGUCCCAUCCCCAAAGGUCUCAGAUACUGUUGUUGAACCAUACAACGCAACCCUCUCUGUUCACCAAUUGGUUGAACAUUCAGAUGAAACCUUCUGUAUUGACAAUGAGGCUCUUUACGACAUCUGCAUGAGGACUCUCAAGCUUGCCAAUCCAUCCUAUGGUGACCUUAACCAUCUGGUCUCCGCUGUCAUGUCUGGCGUUACAACCUGUCUUCGUUUCCCUGGCCAACUCAACUCUGAUCUCCGUAAACUGGCUGUUAACAUGGUUCCGUUCCCUCGUCUCCACUUCUUCAUGGUUGGCUUCGCUCCUCUUACCAGCCGCGGUGCCUACUCUUUCCGUGCCAUCACCGUCCCGGAAUUGACCCAGCAGAUGUACGAUCCUAAGAACAUGAUGGCUGCAUCUGAUUUCCGUAAUGGCCGCUACCUUACUUGCUCCGCGAUCUUCCGUGGCAAGGUCUCCAUGAAAGAAGUUGAGGAUCAGAUGCGCAACGUGCAGAACAAGAACCACACAUACUUUGUUGAAUGGAUUCCCAACAACAUCCAGACCGCUCUUUGCUCUAUUCCUCCACGUGGCCUCCCAAUGGCUUCCACCUUUAUUGGAAACUCUACCUCCAUCCAGGAGCUCUUCAAGCGUGUUGGUGACCAAUUCACUGCUAUGUUCCGUCGCAAGGCUUUCUUGCAUUGGUACACUGGUGAGGGUAUGGACGAGAUGGAGUUCACUGAGGCCGAGAGUAACAUGAACGACUUGGUCAGUGAAUACCAACAGUACCAGGAUGCCAGCAUCUCGGAGGGUGAGGAGGAGUAUGUCGAGGAGGAAAUCUUGGAGGGAGAGGAGUAAACAGCACAACAUAUACCCCUGUGCGUGAUUUUCAAGCCUGAUGUUAGUAUCAACCAACAUUAAUUUGAGCGAUAACUACUUUCCUCUUUUUUGAUACUCAUUAAUUGGCCGUUGAAGAAAAGCAUGGGAUUUUCACCGUAAAUUUAAUGCACCAGAUG